This is a messenger RNA of Acipenser ruthenus (sterlet), 2276 nucleotides long. RefSeq lists its product as uncharacterized. The coding region runs from base 5 to 1630 and encodes 541 amino acids. Lineage: Eukaryota; Metazoa; Chordata; Actinopteri; Acipenseriformes; Acipenseridae. The transcript is spliced from 5 exons. The record is from RefSeq and is a predicted model, not a curated record.
UGCCAUGCACUUUCAGGCGUACCUGCUGGAGGGGCUGGUGAGGUGGAAUGAGGACCGCGCCGCAGCUGCAGUGGAGGGACCAAGACAGAUCCUGCACAGCUACAGUGGCUCCCUGCAGCAUGCCCUCAACAGAUUGAGCCAGAAACUUCUUGGCUGCAGUCUGGUUGAGGAUUUCACCAAGCCUGGCGAGUAUACAGGCGAGCUUAUCGGAGUUGAGUACCUGUACUCGCAGACAGGCAGCGUGCUGCAGGCCGUCGACUUGGAUCCGGACGAGGCUGCAGAUGAGGAUCUGGACGUUGAGGAUGAGGGGUUUGAGGAUGACGUGGACGACGAGGUCGAGGACCCCACCAUCACUGGCCUCGUUCACCCGCUGGCAGUGCCAUCUGCGCCCCAAGUCUCAGUCGUUCCGGUCGACGUUUCGUGGCCUUCGUUGCCCCGGAAACACCAGCGCCAGGCGUCUCCUCGGCCGUCUCCGCGGCCGUCUCCUCAGGCGUCUCCUCGGGCUCUCACUCCUGCUGGUUCACCUGUGAGAGAUCCUGAGGAGUCAUAUGGACCUGAUGGUGCCCCCGGGUACCAGCACGUCCAGCGCCUGGCCAGCAGUCUGGUGAGCCUGCGUGGCUUGGCCUGUCUGACAGAGCAGAAGGUAGAUGAGCUGAUUCAGCUGUGGAGUCUCCUCCCCGAGGCAGAUAAGCAGCGUCUCACCUACCCUGCCCGUCACCAGGACAGGCUGAUUCAGGGGCGAUUCAAGGCAACGAAGGCCACCUCCUCUGUUACCCCAGGCACGGACAGCCUGAAACGGUGCCUGCUCGGACAGGGCUCGGGACCUGCCCAGUGGCCACAGACGAGCAGACUCGUCGAGGCCAUCUGCAUCCAGCUCUGCCGCCUCCACCCAUCCCCCACCAAGUCCAAAGGUGUGAGGACUUCCCGAUGGGCGUCUAUCCUCGGCGACUACUCCAAAGUCCGAGAGCUGGUGCUGGGCAGCCCGAGGCUCAUGGAGAACACCACCCUCCAGCUGUUCGAGUUGAAUCAGCACACCCUUUCUCAAUGGCACAACAAACGGCAGAAGGGGCAGGAGCACGCUGUCCUUCAACAGGGGGUGGCACCCCCUAGCGCCAGCGCAGUGGACCCAGAGCCUCAACAGCAGCCGCGCCCGCUGCUACAGGAGGGCAUGACAUACGGACACCAGCCGUAUGUAUUUCCAUGCCCCCCAAACACUGCGGGUCAGGCAAAGCAGCGGAAACACCCUGGGGCCACAGCGCAGACCGCAGUCCUAGGCCCCUCGGCCACCCCUGCACCACAUCCCACUUCAUCUCCUUCCACCUCUUCAGCUGCUGGUGCUGCUGCUGCUGCUGCUGCUGCUGCUGCUGCUGCUGCUGCUGCUCCUGCUCCUCCCGUGCCCAGGACCACCAGCUGGCGACACAAGAAGAGGGCAGAGGAGGAGGAGAGGGGCGCCAACACCGGGAAGAGAAAGUAUGAGCGGAAGAGAGCAGAGAACUUGUGUUCUCUCUGCGGACAGCCAAAGCGGAAGGAGUUCGGCCACAGCCGCUUUGGCAACGUUGCCUUCUGCUCUGCUUCCUCGGGCAAAACUGUGGAGCAGUGGUUGGCUGAAAUGCGUGCCAAGAAGAAAUAAGUCCUUCUCUCCCCCCCCCUUUUUUUUAUUUUCUCACAUUUUUUACAGUUUCUAAUUAUUGUAAAUUAUUCAUAAUUAUUUUAAGAAUUAUUUUUUUUGUCUCACAACUGCAACUUGCCUUGACUCGGGAGAGAUGAAGGCAAGCACUCCCUUAUUUUAAAAAUAUUUUUUAUGGUGGUUCAUUGUUUCUUUUUUCUGUUUUGUGUUCUAAUGUACCCCAUCAAACCUAUAUAGCAUUUCAUUCAGCACAAGUUGGACUUUCCUCUGGUCAAAGCCCCUACGUGUAAAGCUGAUUGCAAUAUUGAACCACAAGUUAAUGUAAACACUACAAUGCAUAUAUUAUAAUCUGUUUUGUUCCAGUUUAACCUGUUUUGUUUGCUAUGUUGAAAGCUGUAUUGUUGAAUUUGUCGUUCAAUGUAAUUAAAUAUUUCUAGUAUGUUAUUCAUAUAUUGCACUACCUGGUCCUCUGUUUAAAAAGUAUCGGUAUCUCUGGACAACGCUUUUCUCAUAAACACCUGCACUGAACAUUGAAAUAAAAGUUGUAUACCUAUUGCACGAGAUAUGCCUUUAAUUUCCAUUCAUGCAAUGUAACAGAACAAUGUCCUGUAGUAAAUUGUAUGUAAUUGCCUGGUGUGGAUUUAAUGCA